Molecule: messenger RNA, 1768 nt
Organism: Phaedon cochleariae (mustard beetle)
Lineage: Eukaryota; Metazoa; Arthropoda; Insecta; Coleoptera; Chrysomelidae
Source: the annotation of a GenBank genome assembly
AGUUAUGAAAGGUUAUCAUUAGAGUACUUAUAUAUUUUAUGUGUUUGGAUGAUGUUGUGCUAGUAAACAAUUAUAAAAAAAUUUAGUAGACUAUGUUGGCCUGCAGCAGAUUCUUCAGUGUCAAAGUGCUAUGCGUUUUCACUGCGGUCUUGACAAUCAUUUUUGCCGGAGUAUUAGUUCUGGCGUUUUAUGGAGUGCCUGUGAUAAUUGAUAAAACUAUACAGAAUUCAGUUCAACUAGAUGAUGGAACGAUACAAUGGGAUAGAUUUGUAGACCUACCUGUGGAUAUAAUCUUGAAGAUUUUUUUGUAUCAUGUGAAGAAUCCAGAUGAAAUAGUAGCUGAUGGAGCUAAGCCAAUUCUAGAAGAAAGAGGACCAUAUUGUUAUAAGCAAAAUAUCCACAAGAACAUUUUAUCAACAAAUAGCACUGAAGAUACUGUGACAUUUGAACGAACUUUCAACACAACAUACGAUCAAGAAGCUUCAGGCAAUUUGACAGAAGAUGAUAAGAUAGUCAUCCUGAAUCCAGUUAUACUGACGCUCUUCAAAAUCACAUCUGUAGUGGAACGAUUUGUGGUAUUAGGAUGCCUGGAUAGAAUAUUACCAGAACAAUACAAUAAAUUGUUCAUUGAAGUAGACAUAAGGACGAUUAUGUUCGAGGGCUUUGCGUUUGCUAAACUAUCGAAUGAUCUGGGGCCAGCAUGUAAUAUAGUGAGGAAUCAAGUCCUGCUGAAGACUCUGCCAAUGAAAAAUGUUCAAAGGAUACUUGAUGAAGAAGGUGUUAUUACAGAACUCAGGUUCGCGUUUUUACAAUACAAAAUCAGAUACCCUGAUGGAAAAUACACCGUAAACAGAGGCCUGGAUGAUAUUACAAAAUUAGGACAAAUAAUCAGAUGGAAUGAUGAAUCAGAAUUAUCAUUCUGGGGUAGAAUUCAAUCCACGAACAAUGAUACGUGUAAUAAAGUGAGAGGGAGCGAUUCAACUAUAUAUCCUCCUCAUGUAACGAAAACGAGAACAUUCGAUAUUUAUUCCACAGAUAUUUGCAGGAUAGUCCAGAUUUCAUUUCAAACGACAGAUACGUACAGUGGAAUAGAUGCCUAUCGUUUCGGUAUAACAAAAGAUACUUUUCGAUCAGCGACUCCGAACCCAGAGAAUGAUUGUUAUUGUAUUCAACAAUCUACUGAUGUUGAUGGAGAACCAUCAUGUUUCUUGGAUGGUGUACUGGAUGUUUUUCCAUGUUUCGGUGCUCCAAUACUACUAUCUUUCCCACAUUUUCUUUAUGCUGACGAAUCGUAUGUUGACGCGAUAGAUGGAUUGAGUCCUCCUGAUCCUGAUAUACAUGAACUGUUUCUGCUGAUUGAACCGAAUACUGGGACUCCUUUACAAGGAAUGAAGAGAGUACAACUGAACACAGCAAUGAUGCCUAUAAAGUAUAUCCCAGCUACCAGCAAUCUAUCGAAAGUGAUCAUGCCGAUGCUAUGGCUAGAAGAGGGAGUGAGCUUGCCACAAAAUUUGAUCGAUGAACUGAGCAGUAAAUAUUUUAAUGUUGUGAAAAUAGUCACAGGAGUUAUGUAUGGUCUGAUAGCGGUAGCAGCUGCAUCUGUGCUAAUUUCCAGUGGAUUUCUCAUGAGGAAAAACUACUGCUAGUUUCAGAAGCAGUGAAUAGAAUUCGGUGAUCCCAUACUUAAACGAAGAAAGGCCACUUCUUUCCCACUUGACACUUUAUUGAUGUGCAUUAUUCAAGAUAGUAUUAUAUCACUAAUUCAAAG